AUGACGAAGGGUACCUCCAGCUUCGGAAAGCGCCACAACAAGACUCACACCCUCUGCCGGCGUUGUGGCCGCCGGUCUUACCACGUCCAGAAGUCGACCUGCGCCAACUGCGGUUACCCCUCUGCUAAGACUCGCAAGUUCAACUGGGGCGAGAAGGCCAAGAGAAGAAAGACCACCGGUUCCGGCAGAACCUCUCACCUUCGGGACGUCCACCGCCGCUUCAAGAACGGUUUCCAGGUCGGCACUCCCAAGGGCGCCCGUGGCCCUGAGAACCACUAA
Aspergillus puulaauensis is the source of this 279-nucleotide messenger RNA. It is a transcript of the gene RPL37A, whose product is annotated as 60S ribosomal protein eL37. Bases 1 to 279 code for a protein of 92 amino acids. Gene Ontology annotation, molecular function: RNA binding; structural constituent of ribosome. Gene Ontology annotation, biological process: translation. Gene Ontology annotation, cellular component: ribosome; cytosolic large ribosomal subunit. NCBI's taxonomy places the organism in Eukaryota, Fungi, Ascomycota, Eurotiomycetes, Eurotiales, Aspergillaceae. The record is from RefSeq and is a predicted model, not a curated record. The transcript is spliced from 4 exons.